Molecule: messenger RNA, 986 nt
Organism: Ictidomys tridecemlineatus (thirteen-lined ground squirrel)
Lineage: Eukaryota; Metazoa; Chordata; Mammalia; Rodentia; Sciuridae
Source: RefSeq, a predicted model, not a curated record
CCACCAUGUGGACUGACCACGUUUAGCGGAUCCGAUUGCCAGCGGACAGACCCCCCAGCCUCGGGGUGGGCCAGGUGUGAGGGCGUGGCUCUGGGCGUGGCCACUGGUGUCCCGCCACGGAGCCCAGCCAAGGUGUCUCCCUCCUCCCGCCCAGUUGCCGUGCAGACCGUCUACGUGCAGCAGCCCGUGACCUUCUUCGACCGUCCGGUCCAGAUGUGCUGCCCGUCGUGCAGCAAGAUGAUCGUGACCCAGCUGUCCUACAACGCGGGCGCCCUCACCUGGCUGUCCUGCGGGAGCCUGUGCCUGCUGGGGUGCGUGGCCGGCUGCUGCUUCAUCCCCUUCUGCGUGGACGCCCUGCAGGACGUGGACCACUACUGUCCCAACUGCAAAGCCCUCCUGGGCACCUACAAGCGCUUGUAGGACUCGGGCACCCUGGAGAGCGGGCGCCGCGCCGCAGGAGGCCACCCUGGGAGAGGCCGCCCGGCCUCCUCUCCGCAGAGUCCACCUUUGAUUCUUCUUUUGGGGGGAAAACGUCACAAAGUCCAGACCCAUAAACUGCUGCUUGGAGUCCGCCCAGGACAGGCAAAGACGGUGGCCUGGAGCUGGCUGGUCCCAGGGAGCCGCGACCCCAGGUCGUCCCGGAGGGCUGUGACCGCUGGCCGCCCGCCGUCCCUGGGUGACCUGCCACCGGCUGGCUCCUCCUCCUGCCUCAGUGGCCUUUCUGGUGGUGGCUCCGACUCCGAAGCCCGCCUGCCUUACCUGAGACGGUCCUGCCCGCUGCGCGCCCAGGGCCAGGGCCUCCCUCCCCAGGACGGGGUCCUGCCUCACGACUUCGUGGGCUUGGCUUCAGGGUCCUGGUCGCAGACCCCUUGGCCAUGGGUCACUUGAGCCCCUGCGUUUGUUGUUGUUAAGUGCAAGGAAAGGCCAUUGGCGCCCACCAGGCACACCGCGGGGCCCCAGAUGCAAAAUAAAAGACGAGGCUUUGC